GGUUAUUUCCAAACUCCGACGUGCAUACGCGUCGUUCGAACAUUUGCAGCAGUUUCGUAGCGUUUAUAAUGUCGGUCGACCUCACUAGUACUAGUGGUCGAACCAUCCUUGCCUUCAAGGCUGGUCGUGCUUUUCGACGCGCUGGAACCAACUUCGUCGAUGCCUCCCCCACCAAAGGCGCGAUUGUCUUGACCAAUGAGGAAGGUCUCAUACACUUCAUGUGGAAAGACCGAACGACAGGGGAAGUGGGCGAGGAUUUAAUAUUGUUUCCUGGUGAUGCAAAGUUGGAAAAGGUCCCCCAAAGUAGUUGGGGCAGGACCUAUGUCCUUAAAUUCGAGAGCUCCGAUCAAAAACAUUUCUUCUGGUUACAGGAUGCUUCGACACGCCGCGAUGAAGAAUUCGUGACGAAUUUGAACAGAACGCUAGCUGAUCCCAAUAUUAUCGCUAUCUGGGACGCGCGCAACGUUUAUCCAACUUCGGAAGCAUCUACAUCUGCUACUGGUGCAUCCAUCUCUCCACCCUCAACUGUACAGCCAGUCAUUCCAGCGACUAGUAAUCCCACGCCAGCGGGUACUACCCCAGAACAACUCGCGCAACUUCGUGGAAUUGUUAGCUCUAUGACUGGCUUCACGAGUGAAGAUGAACUUUGGUUGACAGACGUCUUGUCCUCACAAAAUUUGCUUCAACUUUUCCAAUCACACCCUGAACUCCUCUCAUCACUCUUCCCUCAUCUUCCACCCGAACUUAUCCCAUCGUCAGACGCUACGCCGCAACAGGCAGUAGAAAUAUUACAGCGCACGACUAAUUCUCCACCUUUCCGCUUGGCUGUGGCACAGCUUGAUCGAGCGCUUCGCACGGGUGCCCUUGGUGAAUUUGUGAGGAGCCUUGGUCUUCCGGAGAGUGCUGCGAUGGGUGUUGGCGCGUUCCUAGCUGCUAUAGCUGAACAAGCAAGACAGGAAGGCGGUACUGAAGAGCGGAUGGAAGAGGAUUAGGGAGUAUGAGUGUCGAUCGGACUGUUCUUUUAGUUACCGCUGUCAUUCCAAGCGCACUGAGAUUCCUCAGUAUUGGUGUGCAAGCUUAUACAUUUGCCGUUUUGUUC
Suillus plorans is the source of this 1099-nucleotide messenger RNA. Its product is annotated as adhesion regulating molecule. Gene Ontology annotation, molecular function: ubiquitin binding; proteasome binding; endopeptidase activator activity. The record is from RefSeq and is a predicted model, not a curated record. The coding region runs from base 69 to 992 and encodes 307 amino acids. Gene Ontology annotation, biological process: ubiquitin-dependent protein catabolic process. The transcript has 5 exons. Gene Ontology annotation, cellular component: nucleus; proteasome regulatory particle, lid subcomplex; cytoplasm. Lineage: Eukaryota; Fungi; Basidiomycota; Agaricomycetes; Boletales; Suillaceae.